UGAGCCAAUAAAUUGGUAAAUACCAGUCAUUGUCUUUGACCACAGGCUGUAGAGGAGAGACAUGUGCCUCUGAUAAUGGAGAUAAAAGACUCGGGCAGUGUGGUUCUGACAGCCUACCAUUCCUACACUCCUUCCAGGAUACCGGUCAUGGAAAAGAGCUUCACCCCAGAGAUUUCAGCCAGCCAUCCUCUCAGCAGAAAAUCUCUCCCUCGUUGUCGAAGAAUUAACAGAAUGUUAUCGAAUGAAUCCCUCCAUCCCCCUGGGUUCAGUCGCUCCAACUCACAGGCCUCUGUGGACAGCACUUCCAUGGAGGACUUCUGGUGUGAAGUAGAAAGCAUCAAAGAGAACAGUGAGGAAGGGCAAGAUGAACAAACACUAAUUGAUAUCAAGCCGGCUGAUGAAGGGGAACUUGAAGCGGAGUGGUUACAAGAUGUGGGUUUAUCAACACUGAUAUCGGGAGCACAAGAGGAAGAUGGAGCAGCUUUGCUCUCUACCUUGACUCGGACCCAGGCAGCUGCCGUACAGAAGCGGUACAAUACCUACACUCAAACCAUGAGAAAAAAGAACAAACAUUCAGUCCGGGAUGUGAGGGAUAUCUUUGGAGUCAAUGAGUCUUCGCCUACAAUUGAUACAGUACCAGUACCCCUAGUUUCCUCCAAUGGUUUGCAGGGGCCAGGGAAGAAGCCUAUUUGGAAAGCAGUGAACUCCAAUAGUUGUCUUGACUUUGGGCUAGAAAAGGACACCCCGUCAAUAGCCGAAGAACUUUCGUUUGAGCUCUCUUUCUCAGAAUGCAUCACAGAAGUUCCUAAGGAAAAAGAAAGUCAGAAAAUCCAGAAGUUUAAAAAAGAAGAUUCUUCUUUAACUAAAUUUAUUGUUCGGAAAAGCAGAUUUGGAUUGAGCGAAGUGGAGGAUCUGUCAGUCGAAGACUUGAAGAAGAUCCGCUAUCUCUCUCUCAUUGAACUGACCGCCUUCUAUGAUGCCCUGGGGAUCGAACUAAAGAGGAACCGGAUUGAGAAAGUGAAAGGACGCGAGAAUGGUCUUUUUGGAGUGCCGCUUACAGUCCUGCUGGAAAAUGAUCAGAAGAAGGCACCUGGAACAAAAGUUCCUCUUAUCUUUCAAAAACUCUUACAGAAGCUUGAGGAAACAGGGUUGGAAACUGAAGGAAUUCUUCGAGUCCCAGGAUCUGCCUCCAGAGUCAAGAAUCUCCGCCAAGAGCUGGAAACCAAAUUCUACGAUGAUGCAUUUGACUGGCAUCAGGUGCGCAACAAUGAUGCGGCGGGCCUGCUCAAGAUGUUUAUCAGAGACCUCCCCAGCCUGCUCUUCACUGUGGAAUAUCUGCCAGCCUUCAUCGCUCUGGUGGAAAGAAUCUCCAAGAUUAAAUUGCAGCUCCAAGCUCUGCAUCUGCUAAUCAUGUUACUGCCUGAUGCCAACAGAGACACAGCCAAGGCUUUCUUGACAUUCCUCAAGAAAGUGAUUGCAAACGAAGGGAAAAACAAAAUGAGCCUGUGGAAUGUUUCCAUGAUUGUGGCCCCAAAUCUCUUCAUCUACAAAGGCAAGCGCUCCAACCAAGAAGAAAUGCAGGUGGCCGCAACAACAGCCCAUAUUGUUCGACUUCUGAUUCGCUACCAGGAUAUCUUGUGGACUGUUCCAGCCUUCCUGAUUUCUCAGGUGAGAAAGAUGAACGAGGCAGCCAUAAACAAUACCAAGAAGCAGCUGAUGUUUGACAAGAGUGUAAGAAAACUCCUGAGAAGGAAGACAAUGGAUCGAGAGAGGCCUGAAAGGCCAGAGUCCGACAUACCAGAGGGAGUCAUAAGAGUUUAUGCUCCACUUCAUUCGAAAGUGUCUAUGGCCAUUCAGCUCAACAGUCAGACCAAAGCCAAAGAUAUCCUGGCUCGAUUUCACUGUGAAAACAGCCAUGGAUCACCAAGUAGCAUUAAAGUCCAGAGCCAGAGUUUAUAUGAAAUUGGAGGCAAUAUCGGUCAGCACUGUUUGGACCCAGACGCCUAUAUGUUGGAUGUGUAUCAUGCCAAUCCACAAGCGGAAUGGGUGAUAAAACCAAAAACAAGCUGAAGCUUCCAAAGAGGCCUUUAUUUCCGCUGAACAGAAAGACUGUGCUGGUGUUUUCCAGACUUGUCAGGAAGUUCUGAACGUGAUGGAAACUGACACGGGUCCUUCUGACCACAUCUGUGUUGCCCAUCCUCCUCUCCUCUAAAAAAUUUCCAAAAGCUGGCAAGUGAUUGACAGCUGUCACCAUUCCCCCAGUGAACCUUUAGGGAAUGACAGCCAGUGGGGCCCCUCAAGUCUGAGAAUCCUCGUGCCAGUGGUUGGAAAAGAGGGCUGAGGAGACUGUGUUAAACCGUGGUUACCCUGUGGAUGAACAUGCCAAUCUACAGAAACAAGGGUUCUUCAUCUUUGGCGGGAUCUGGACUUAAGACUGAAGUGAACCCUUACUCCCUCUUGUGAAAAGAAAUUCCCUGCCUGUAGCAAACACUACCAGCUCCAAGAGAUUAUUGGGGUGGUGCUAGAAUGAGGAAGCCAGUCCCUUCCUCUUAAAAGAUGGGCUUUCCUUUACAGGUUGUUAAAGAUGCCAAAAGUGGUUGUGGGGCAAAAAAAUCAGAGUUUCUUCCUUGAAAGGAAACUAGGUGAACGUAAGAUGAACACUAUUUAUGCUUUAGACCCACUCCUCAUUACUAGGUGAUUCUGAGGGGAAAGAACUACUGUUCUUAGAAUCAUGUACUGUGUAUGUAUGUUGUACUGUAUCGCUAUUAUCGACACUCUGCUACCAAUGUGGAUAGUUCCAUAUCUAAACACUUGCAGAUCAACUUUAUAUUGGCUGCCUUACAAUCACCAAAGUUACUUUGACAAAGGAUGAGUUUCUCCAUCCUUUCAUUCUGUUUCUUUUAGACAACUGCUGCAGAUGGUAAAUGUUUUCCAAUCAUGAUUCCAUUUGCCGGAUAUGUUUCUUUGUGCCUGACAGCUGUUUUCUUUUCUCCCCUUCCAUGUCUUUUCCUAUUUCAGAGGGCAGUUGUUACAUACUUCUGCAGCCCUCGUUUCAAACGCGCUUUAACCAAAUGCUCACAAGCUCUGGAAAAGAGUUACAUCUGGAUCUUGUGAGAUGGAGGAGGCCAUAUAUUGGAUUUUGUUUAUCCAUCAUAGCUGGAGCCAAAUACUGUAGAUUAAAAUCAAGUUGUAAGGACUUAUGCAGGUUUCUUUCUCUGUGGAAAUCCUGAAUAUUCGUUUUCCAAACUCUGAAUCUGCCAAAGCAUGAGGUCAUUAAUAACCCUGGUUUGCGGAUGAAUGUUUUCAAUUAUAAUAUCAUUUGACAAUGCAAUAUAUGUUAGAUAAUUAUGCAGGCCUCCUUUCCCCAGAUAUCAGAAGACUGAGCUUUCUACCAUCUGCUGGAAAUGAUUGCAGUUUACAAAAUGGCAGUGGUGCAUUUUGGUAGAAACUACAUUAUUGUAAUUUCCAGGCAUGCAAGGUGAAAUGGAUCUUUGCAUUUGGGUCUUGAGAGCUUUGGUACAACACAGGCAAGAAGCAAGACUACAUUAGGCAAGGGAGAGAUGUUAUUGUUCUGAAUGUCUGCUUUAUAUUUCUCAUAUAUACAUAGGUCUAUUAUAUCUAUAUGAUCUUUAACUGCUAUAUAUGCCUACAUAGAGAGUGAGAGAGAGAGGGAGAAUGUUGUUUUUCAUACUCAAAAAUGAUACCCAAAUACACCUUUGAGUGAACAAGACUGACUAGCUGUCUUUAAUGUUUUUCACUCCCUUGGGCUGAAAAAGGGAUUACUUAAGUAGCACAGCCACUUUGGGAUGAAGCUUUGAGUCAAUGGUUUUGGAAAGUACUGGAACUGUUAGUGUGUUCUAUGUUGUACAUACAGUAUAAACUACCUCACUUUGCCAUAUUUACUCAGACAAAAAGCAUCCUGGAUUAAGAAUAGUUGGUGUUGCAAAAUGUUCUUGAAGUCUUAUUUAAAUCACCUGAUUUUGCUUUCGAUGUUCCUAGUUGAAUAAUGCACCAGUGCAAAAAAGCAAAAUUAAAUAUUGCCGUGAAUGUUGUGGUCUGCAGGAAUCUGUGCCGAAGACACAUGCUUGCAUUAUUCUUUUGUUUCUGGACUCAUUUGGAUGACUGGGAGGAUUCCCAGGAGUUCAAUUGUGGAGCAAAAUGUCCCACCUUUUCUUUCAGUCUUUCUUCAUUUAUUUUCCACAGUGGGUUGCUGAAUUGGAAAAUAUCACAAUGCCACUGAAACAAGCCAAGUAUUGGAAUAUUCCUCCCAUCCUCUAGGGAAAUGUUGAUAGCUCUGUUACAGUAACAGCUAUUGUAGGAACAAUAGCAGAUGUGUAAAGGUGAUUGUGUACACUGCAUUUUAACCAGGAAAAUAAACACAAAAAUCUAAAACAGAA
Molecule: messenger RNA, 4397 nt
Organism: Tachyglossus aculeatus (Australian echidna)
Lineage: Eukaryota; Metazoa; Chordata; Mammalia; Monotremata; Tachyglossidae
Gene: ARHGAP28
Product: Rho GTPase activating protein 28
Exons: 15
Coding region: 76-2070 (664 amino acids)
Biological process (GO): negative regulation of stress fiber assembly; regulation of small GTPase mediated signal transduction; signal transduction
Cellular component (GO): cytoplasm
Molecular function (GO): GTPase activator activity
Source: RefSeq, a predicted model, not a curated record